Lolium perenne is the source of this 1215-nucleotide messenger RNA. RefSeq names its product peroxidase 2-like. Gene Ontology annotation, biological process: response to oxidative stress; hydrogen peroxide catabolic process. Gene Ontology annotation, molecular function: peroxidase activity; heme binding. Lineage: Eukaryota; Viridiplantae; Streptophyta; Magnoliopsida; Poales; Poaceae. The record is from RefSeq and is a predicted model, not a curated record.
AGCUCAUCAGAGUAAUAGCUAAUCAAGAGCAGCACCGGCCACCUCACACGGUGGUGUUGGCUGAUCGAUCGAUGGCUGUGAGAGGGAUGCUGCUGGUCGCCGUCGUGUCGGCGCUGCUCCUGCACGCCGCCUGCGUCGCCGAGGCGCAGACCCUCAGGCUCGCGUACUACAACCAGACGUGCCCGUCCGCCGAGGCCAUCGUGUUCGACGAGGUCCAGAAGGCGUACAAAGUCGACAACCGCACGGCAGCUGCCCUGCUCCGGCUGCACUUCCACGACUGCUUCGUCAAUGGCUGCGACGCGUCGGUGCUGCUGGAGUCCGGCGACAACCAGGCGGAGAAGAACGCGGACCCGAACAAGAGCCUCCGGGGGUACGACGUCAUCGACAAGGCCAAGGCGAGGCUCGAGCUCGCCUGCAAGCAGACGGUCUCCUGCGCCGACAUCCUCGCCUACGCCGCCAGGGACAGCGUCAGGGUUGCGACCGGCUGGUUCAACUACAAGGUCCCCGGCGGCAGGCCGGACGGCACCGUGUCGAAGUUGAGCAUGGCCCUCGCCAACCUCCCUCCUCACAACCAGCGGAACGUGACGCUGCUCGCCAAGUCCUUCACCGUCAAGGGCUUGUCCGUGGACGACCUCGUCGUCCUCUCUGGCGCGCACACGCUCGGGAUGUCGCGGUGCGGCACGUUCCAGUACCGGCUGGCGAACAACAAUGACAAGGGCAUGAACGCGACGUUCCGGGACGACCUGAGGCGUCGGUGCAACUACAACGCGGCCAACGUGGCGCCCCUCGACGCCGGCAGCCAGUACGGGUUCGACACCAGCUACUACGCCAACGUGCUGGCCAACAAGACCUUGCUCGAGUCCGACGCCGCGCUCAACUCGCCCUCCACCGUGAACAGGGUGAGGCAGCUCAAGAACGACCCCUCCACCUUCAUGCGCAGCUUCGAGCUGUCCAUGGGAAAGAUGGGGGCCCUCCGCGGCAGCAGCCAGGGCAAGGUCCGCGACAACUGCAGGAGGGUCAGGAUGUGAUCCAUGGGUCAAAUGCAAGACGUGCGCGGCUCGAUAUAUUGACGAUUAUUGAAUUCAUUGUUUCGUGAUCCUGUCUUUCAUCUGUUUCAUUUGCAUUCAAAUGUUACAUCACCGCUUUUGAGAUUCGGGAUAUUGUGGUUUUUCUUUUGAUGCGAGGACAUGUAAUUGAAUCGAGAAUUAGUGUUUA